CUUUUUUAAAAAGUGAUUGUACAAGAAAAUACACAAAGUAUUUUCUAUUGAAUUAAAUAAUAAUGUUACAGAAUGAUAACUGAUGUCAAAAACCGAAACAUAUUGUCGUUUUGAUUGUUGACACGUAAGUAAUACGUAUCAAUCCAUUUUUCGUAAGUCAUACAUGACAAGAUAACGCGAAUUGUAUUUACAUUUGAAUUGGGGAAUUUAUUGUGAAAUGGAUUCAAUUAAUGAAAUCAUUGCAAGUCUAGAAGAAAAUCCACCAGAAGUUUUUCUAGAAGUAACAACGAUUUUAUUAAAUAUCAUAUCGAAUAUAUUAUCUGAUCAAAAUAACCUUACAUUACGUUCACUGAGCUUGAACAAUGACAUUUUUAAUAAAUUGUUGGUAGCAUGUGGCGCGAUGGAAUGUCUAUUUCAAAUUGGUUUUAUAGAGGAUGGUGAUAAAUUACGUUUACCAAACGAACAAUCUUUAGAUCCUAUGCGACAAAUGCAUAAACAAAUUAUAGAAAAACGAAAAUUAUAUUUAAGAAGAAAUUUACAAACAGUUCCGAAAAAAGAAGUUAAAAGCGCCACUGUACAACAAUUGAACCCAAAUAAUGAACUAUUGAUAGACAUUAAGAGGCGAAUUAAAUUUGCUCUAAAUUAUCAUAAUCCGUCAUUACUACAAGAAGCGAAAAAUGUAAUUCCAUUAGAGGUGUUAAAAUCUAAUGCAACGAAACGGGUAGAAGAAUUAAAAAGUUUGGAAACAGAAAAUGGUGACAAUAAGACUGAUGAUAUAAAUUACAAUGAUUGCUUUAUCUACGAAUUACUUAAAUGGUUUAAACAAACAUUUUUCACGUGGGUAGAUAAACCACCAUGUAAUUUUUGUCAUGGUAACACACGGACACAUUCACAAGAUUUACGGGAUGGUUUAAGAGUGGAGAUAUACAUUUGUGAUAAUUGCUUGAAAACGACAGAGUUUAUUCGUUAUAAUGAUCCUAGUAUAUUAUUGAAAACGAGACGUGGACGAUGUGGUGAAUGGGCUAAUGUUUUCACUUUAAUAUGCUGUGCACUAGGUUGGGAUUCACGUGUUGUCUUUGGAAGUGAUCAUUGUUGGACAGAGAUAUAUUUGGAUACAAAGAAACGUUGGGUUCAUUUAGAUCCAUGUGAAAUGGCAUACGAUACACCAUUAAUGUACGAGGUAGGAUGGAAACAAGAAUUAACAUACGUAUUUGCCUAUUCACCGAAUGAAGUUCAAGAUGUAACUUGGCGUUAUUCGAAAAAUCAUAAAAUAACAUUAUCACGUCGAAAAGAGUGUGAUGAAACAUUACUUGCAUUAAAUUUGGUAGAAUUACGAGCACAGCUACAGCGCAAUUUGCCUGAAUCAAAAAGAAAUUAUUUACAAAAGCGCACUUUGGAGGAAUUGAUUCAAAUGUUGCAGGAAAACAAAGUAUCUGAAGGAGAUACACAAGAAAGACAAUCCGGCUCAUUAUUAUGGAGGAUACAAAGAGGUGAAGCAAGUGUAAAUGCUGAUUUAAACAAACAAUACAAAUGGAAGCCAAAUAAGUUAAAAAAUAAUUGGUUGCAUGUUCGAUACAGUCCUGUUGCUAAUUCUUAUGAACAAGUUGAUCAAGAUGAUCAGACAAUUUUAGUAAAAUUAGAUGGUUGGCAAAAUGGAACAUUUAAAACAAAAUCCCUAUUUAUGAAAGAAGAGCAUGAUUGGAAAGUAGUUUAUUUAGCACGAAUUGAAAAUAAUGAUGAAGGAAGUGUCACUUGGUGUUUUUCAUCGGCAGAUGAAAAAGUAGUUAUCGACACAAUUGAAGUAAAAUUUUUCUAUCAAACAUUUGAAAAUGGUGAAGUUAUUUUGACAUUAUCGAAUGGUAAUAAUUCUGUAAUUUCACGAAUUCCAAAAGAUUCUACCUCGCAUUUUACAAGAGAAUUUUCCGAUUGUCAUGAAGUAUAUCUAACGGCAACUUUGAAAGGUGGCAAAGGUGAUGUAGCAUGGCAACAUGCACAAUUGUUUCGCCAAUCUUUAGACAAUAGAGAAUUUUAUCCAUUUUGUGUUCAAAUUAAAUUUAAACCUACCGAAUUGUUGUAG
Messenger RNA from Chrysoperla carnea, 2077 nucleotides. RefSeq names its product peptide-N(4)-(N-acetyl-beta-glucosaminyl)asparagine amidase (gene Pngl). The coding region runs from base 218 to 2077 and encodes 619 amino acids. The record is from RefSeq and is a predicted model, not a curated record. Lineage: Eukaryota; Metazoa; Arthropoda; Insecta; Neuroptera; Chrysopidae. Gene Ontology annotation, cellular component: nucleus; cytosol; cytoplasm. The transcript is spliced from 9 exons. Gene Ontology annotation, molecular function: peptide-N4-(N-acetyl-beta-glucosaminyl)asparagine amidase activity. Gene Ontology annotation, biological process: protein quality control for misfolded or incompletely synthesized proteins; protein deglycosylation; glycoprotein catabolic process.